AUGUGUGGGGCAAAGAGUGGUGUAGGCUGCAGCCUGAUGGGACUGGGCUCCUUCCCAGGAAAACUCCAGGAGGAGCUAAAAUGGAGAAGAAAAGCCAAACACCCAGAGAUUUUGACUCUAGAUGCAGAAACAGCUCAUCCCAUCCUUGUUUUGUCUCAUGAUCUGAAAAGUGUAAGAUGGGGACAGAAACGGAAGAUUCUUCCUGAGAAUCCCAAGAGAUUUGACACCUGGCGCUGUGUGCUGACCUGUGAAGGAUUCACCACAGGGAAACACUACUGGGAGGUGAGGGUGGAGGGCAAGGGAGACUGGGUUGUAGGUGUUGCCAAGGAGUCUGCAGGUAGGAAAGGAUUCAUCAAUUUUAACCCUGAGUAUGGGUUCUGGGCUCUGCAGAAGUGGGGAGGUCAAUGCCAGGCUUGCACCUCCUCUGUGACCCACCUCACCCUGAAUAAAAACCCCACCAUCAUCCAGGUCUAUCUGGACUGUGAAGGAGGACGGGUAAUAUUUACUGAUGUUGUUAGUGAGACCCAUAUCUUCAGUUUUCCCAAGGCAUCUUUUGAGGGGGAAAGAAUCCUUCCUUGGGUUGGGCUGGGAGUAGGAUGUGGGCUCAAACUGUAUCCCUGAGACAUGGCUGGAAAUCGUACUGAAGGGUCUUAAAUCAAAUAUUCUAACCCAAUGGUUCUCAAACUUUUUGGACUCAAGGCACCCCUGAUUUGACUCAUUCAACUCAAAGCACCCCUCCAUGACUUUUUUUAAUGCAUUGAGGAUACCCCCAUUUAAAACUAUCUGUUAAAGUGUUUAUUUCUGUUAGGGUGACAGUAUUUGGAUUUUGGGGAGCACUGGAUUUAUUCCGUGUCUCAGCAAAAGCUGCUGAUCACAAGGCAGAUUGAUAUAUUAAAAAUAACCUUGCAAAUGCUUAAGCAAGCAGUCUUCUAAUAAUGGGAUAGUGUGUAGCAUAUAUGGGUUGUUAUGGGUGUAGCAUAUAUGGGGUUGUCCUGGGGAAGAGCUUAUGGGGUUGUUCCUGCUGCAGCCCAGCUAGGUGAUUUUUCUGCCUCCCCUGGCAGCAGCAGACUUCAGCCUUUAUAUACUGUGUUCUCAAAAUGACUGCCACCAUCAGGCACCUGGUGGAUGCCUGACCCAGCCCUUAACGUGGCAGGCACCAACAGUGCCCUGCCACAAUAGUUAAUUAAGGAUUGAAUUAAUGAGUAUAUAACAUGGUGCCUAAGUUAUUAGCUGCUUAUCCAUUGAUUUAAGCAUCCUUUAAGUAUAAAUAGUUCUCAACUGUUAUUCUUGUAUUAACUCAUCCUUGUACAUUGUAAA
Messenger RNA from Alligator sinensis (Chinese alligator), 1317 nucleotides. Its product is annotated as butyrophilin subfamily 1 member A1-like. Gene Ontology annotation, molecular function: protein binding. The record is from RefSeq and is a predicted model, not a curated record. The coding region runs from base 1 to 621 and encodes 206 amino acids. The transcript is spliced from 4 exons. NCBI's taxonomy places the organism in Eukaryota, Metazoa, Chordata, Crocodylia, Alligatoridae.